AUGGCGAAAUUGGCAAUGAAAGUUAUCCACUGGAAUGAGACUGAUGGUAUUUGGUAUGAUUAUGACCUAGAGAAAAAGCUUCACUCAAACACUUAUUAUAUAUCAAAUGCUUUACCGCUCUAUGCAAAAUGUUAUGAUGACGAAGAUGAAGUGACGCCACAUCGCGCUUAUGAAUAUCUGAAGAGAGAAGGUGUGCUCAACUUCACCAAAGGCUUGCCGACAUCACUGGCAAUGGGAAGUGAACAGCAGUGGGAUAAAGAGAAUGCUUGGCCACCAAUGGUACACAUGGUGAUCGAGGGCUUCCGUACUACUGGCGAUCCGCUGCUAAUGAAGGCUGCCGAAACAAUGGCAACGCAAUGGCUGGGCGUCACUUACAAGUCAUUUAUACGCACGCACUCGAUGUUCGAAAAGUACAAUGUUUCUGCGAUGACCGAAGAGUGUAGUGCUGGCUCGGGUGGCGAGUACGAAGUGCAGGCGAGUUCCAUCAUUCUAUAA
Molecule: messenger RNA, 495 nt
Organism: Gongylonema pulchrum
Lineage: Eukaryota; Metazoa; Nematoda; Chromadorea; Rhabditida; Gongylonematidae
Source: the annotation of a GenBank genome assembly